Messenger RNA from Chionomys nivalis (European snow vole), 2250 nucleotides. RefSeq names its product distal membrane-arm assembly complex protein 1-like. NCBI's taxonomy places the organism in Eukaryota, Metazoa, Chordata, Mammalia, Rodentia, Cricetidae. The record is from RefSeq and is a predicted model, not a curated record. Bases 28 to 336 code for a protein of 102 amino acids. The transcript is spliced from 2 exons.
GGCUCCGCGGCGGUGCACUCUUCGAACAUGGGGUCCUCCUUGUCCCAUCACGUCCAGUAUGCCAGGCCUCCCCCCGCGAUCCCACCUGCGAAACCCGCCGCGACAGCUUCCGUCGCACAGGAUUCCUCUUCUCAAAACUGCCAGAGCUGUCGCUGGCUUUCUGGGUCUGCACUCCUCGGGGCAGGCGUCUACGUCUUCCUGCUGGGCCAGAGGCCCAUGAAGCGGGGACUCCCAAUGCGACCAGGCCCCAUAGCGCAGAUGUUCCUCGGCGUCUCUAUCGCCUGUUUGGGUGUAGUUAUCCUGGCGGACCCCAAGAAGAAGUCCCACCAAGUUUGAAAGUACCAGCAAUUAAUUGUAUCCUGUCUCUGGCUGUGCGGCAAAAAGAGCAAGCAUUGUGUUGGUGGAUAUUCUUUGCAGACGUGGACAGGGAUGCACUUCAUUAUAGAACAUGCCAAGAAGACUGUGACAACAUGAGCUGUCAUUCUUUGGUCUUGGAUGUUUACAACUUUCUCCCCUCAGGUUAUCAAGGGACAAAUAAAUCCCUUGGAAGCAAAAAUGUUUCAAUGUCUUGUCCAGGGAGGUUGUGUGUAGUUCAAAUUAUACUGAAAGAUAACAGUUUUAAGAAGAUAUUAAAAUGGAGUAAAUGAUAGUCUAAUCGUAAAGUAAGCUAUUUUAUUAUAGCAAAUAGUCCUUUUUACUUUUCUAAUUGUAUCAAUAGCUAUUCCCAACCUAACCCUGGAUAGGUACAUGAAACUAGAUUUGAAAAAUUUUUUGUGCUCUCCACAGUGUCUGUAAAUCCUUCACAACAGGGGUAGUUUCAAAGAGGCAAGAGUUACCUUUCCACACCAAAUGUCACUGCACAAUAAAAGACGUAAAUAUCAAAAUAUUUGAGAAAAGUUCAAAAAGAAAAUCUUGACAGUUUUUCCCAUUGACAUUAUAAGUAUUUUAGAUUGGAAUUGGGAUGAUUUUGAGAUAAAGACAUAAGAGAAAUGUCUGCUUGCUGUCAGGUCUUGGUUUAGGGGGUUUUCUUUGAAAUACUGAGGUGUCUGUACAAAGGUAUGUUUAGGAGGUUCUUCAUAGUAGAUACUAUUAAAUUCUGUACCAAGUAAUAAGUUUUGAAUACUAUGUUGAGCAAGUAUUUUACUUUAUUUUUUACAGUUUUAUACAUGUAUUUAAAAUAUUUGUCUUUUUUUUAAAAAAAAGAUCACUAAAGUUUUUUGGAUUUUUUUUUUUUUUUGACCACUAAGCUUUAUUAGGAUUGCUUGAAUAAGCAUAGGUAGGAGUCUGAACUACAGUAAUGAAGUGAAUGAUUUCUUUUUUCUUUUUGUUUUUUGGGUACAUCUGAAAAUUAUGUUUACUCUAUAGUUACUGUAACAGUAUCCUGAUUUAUUUCUUUCUUUCUUUUAGUGGGUUUUUUUGCUUUUUUUUCUUGACCUGAAACAAGCUAUGCAUAUAUAGGAAGAGAAACAUCAAUUUAAAAGAAUGCCCUUAUCAUAUUGCCUAUGGGCAAAUUUGUGGGCCAUUUUCUUGACUAGUGAUUGUGUGGGAGGGCCCAGCCCACUGUGGGUAUUUCCUCUCCUGCACAUAAGACAGCAUGAUGAGCAAGCUAGGGGGAACAACCAGUAAGCAGCACUCUGCUUCAGUUCCUGCCUCCAGGUUCCUCCUCUGAGUUCCUACCUUGGCUUCCCUAAUAAUGGACUAUAACCUGUAAGCCUAAUAAACCCAUUCCUCCCUAAAGCUUUUGGUUGUGAUGUUUUAUCAUAGUAAUAACCCUAAGAUGAAUAGUUGAAAAUAUUGUAUAUAUACUUUAAAAUGCUAUUGAUAAAAAUGUUUUUGUUCAUCUUAACCUUUAGGGCAUAUGUUUGGGGGUAUUGUUUUCAGUUUGUUUUCCUGGGGAUGACCGUGCCUUAGUAUUUAUGACUGCUAAUUGCCCAGGGUGGUAAGUACUGAAAAUUGGGUGAUUAUAGUUUUUCAGAAUGGAAGUUUACCAUAUAGAUGGCUCUUUACAUCAAAUAAUUUGCUGCUGUAAUGCUGUUUGAUAGCAUCUUACUAAAAGGAGAACUUGAAGACUGGGAAUUAAUCUCACAAACCCUGCAGCUGUUUCAUCACCUUAAACUUGUAAGAGAGUCUCAAUCAUUUAUUGAUGUUUAAAUUGCUGCUGGUCCCAGAGCAGUGGCUAGUCCCUGGCAGAGAAACAUGUGGUGGGCAAGAGACAGAGACAUGGAUAGGCACGACAUAUAGAGUGAGGUU